AUGCGACUCCCCUCACAGACAGCGCUGCGUAAGCUGCUAGACUCUACAGUUGCAGCAGGAGUGAUUGUCCUCCUUACGGUGUAUGUCCUGUUUGUGGACGAUGUGGUGGUCUUGGCGGGAGCGCCUGACCCGAAUCAGUCUCAGGCUGUCUACGCUCUGUUGGUUCUGAAGAUUGUGGUCUUCUUUGCCUUUGUCGGCGAACUGGUGGCAGAGUGCUACGCUACGCCAGAGUAUGUCUUCUCCUUCUUCUUUUGGUUGGAUCUCGUCACUCUCCUGUCCUUUCUUCCAGACUUUUGCUUGCUCUUUGGCUACAAUCUCCUCUCCGCCAUCGGUGGUCUCGUCGUUGCUCGUGCUGGUCGUGCUGCUCGCAUCGCUUCCCGUCUAGCACGCUUGCUCUCGCUGGUGCGGAUGGAGAAAAUCCUCAAGCUCCCGCCAAAUGCUGCAGACUCGUUGGAUGAGGUGGCUUCGUCGGCGACGGCCGGCGAGGCGCUGGCGCGCGUGAGGACCUCGCGGUUCCCGGGCUCGGAUCUCAACCGGUCGACAACCAACAAGGUGACCGCCAUUGCGGAUCCGGCGUGGAACUCGUUUGCCACGUCUGCAGUCGCAAUGCUCGAUGCCUCGCUCGGUAACUCGACCGCGCCGCAGCGCGACUUUGCGCUCGAUGCCUUUGUCACCUCUUACUCGUCGCCCAACGUCAACGUCAUCGCCAUUGAGGAGGACUCGCGCCUGCUACGCGGCUCACUCGAGCCGCUGGACCAUACCCGCGCCUCUUUUGUGGCGUACGUGUACUCGGCAAACGGCCGACUGCGGGUCGUCUUUGACGUCUCGGCCCGCGAGAAAACCCAGGCCCUGUACAACCUCCUGCUCAUGGUCCUCGUCAUCACGCUGCUCUUUUUCGGCAACUAUGUCAUCUGCCGCGCCUCCAACAAGCUCAUCGCGCUCUCGUCCGAGCUCCUCUACCUCAUGAAGCUCCUGACCCGACAGGCGAGCCAGAGGACCGACGGCGGCAGUGUGCUGGUCGACGGCCGGACCGAGCGGCGGACGCUUGGCCCGGUCUCGGCCCGCCUUCCAUCGACCUUUUCGCGCAUUUCGCGAUCGACCCGGUCGGCAUCGACGUCGUCGGAGGGGAGCGGCUCGUCGCUGUCGCACGAGUGCGGAGGCUUUUGCUCGGCCACAGCCUCGGAGUCGUCGCUCAACCGCGGCGAGACCUCGCCGCUCAUUGGCACGCUGCCGCCGGCGCCUACGGUCGAUCGCCCGCGCAAGCGGCCGACUGCACCGUCGCUCGCGACUGUUGUCACCGCGCUGAAUGAGCAGACCGAGACUGAGCUCGCUCAGCGACGGAGUCUCCGCCGAGAGCUGCACGCUGCGCGGCUUGCCCAGCUCGGCUACGCUGUGCUCUGCGCGCGGCUAGAGCGGGUACAUGCCGCUGAAGAGCGCAGCGAUGUGCUCGCUGGCUCGUUCCGGCAGGUAAGCGAAGCCGACGUGGCAUCGGCGUCGUCGACGUCGCCGGCAUCGCCGCCGCUUGACGGCGCGUCGCUCGCAGGCAUGUUUGUGUACAUGGUCGGCGACGCCGAUGUGGUGGCCGGCCUCUCUGCUCGGCGCGGGUCGCCGCAGCAUACGCGCGCCCUCGAACUUGUCGACGGCUUUAUUGUCAUGUCGCGAUGGUCGGGCGUGGCGCCACUCGACGCGCUCGAGCUCCUGCUGGUAGCGUUUACCGCUCCGCCGCUUUUUUCGCUCUACACUGGCGAGACUCGCAACGCAAGCAUGGCGCCACGGCUGAUGCUGGCGCCGAUCAGCUCGGGCCGGCACCCGCAAGGGUGGGCUCGCGGCGGUCGCCACCAAGCGGCGGCAUUUGCCAUCCUCGAGCGGUGGCUCUCGCUCGGCCUGCCCGAGUUUGGCUCACGGCGGACGCCCGAGGCUGAGCUCCUGGCCGCCUUUGUCAACGCACUUGCAACUCACCGCUCAUGGACGGUGGAUGCCGGGCAUUUAGAGCGGGCGAUGAACCGCCAGCUCGACGGGUGGAUCCAGCGCGAGGUGGCGCCGCCGGUGGUUCUGCCGCCGACGGCGUGCCCGCGGCCAGACGGCUCGCUGUACAACGUCUCGCUCCACUCGGUCCACCCGGUGGAGAUGGCGCGGCAGAUCACGCUCCUCGAGUCUGCGCUUUACCGCCAGAUCGUGCCCGGCGAGCUGCUGCUCGCGGCACGGGCAAGCUGCGAGUCGGUCGCGGCCAACACGCACCACUUUGAAACCUCGGUGCGGCAGUACCAGCACGCGGUGCUCGCCGAAGACGACGCCAUGGCUCGUGCAGCCAUGAUCGAAAACCUCAUCCGCAUCGCCACCGAGCUCCGCCGCAUCCGCAACUACAACGGAGUUAUGGAGGUCACCGCAGCGCUCAACUCAUCGGCGCUCAAGCGGCUCAAGCUGACCUGGAACUACGUCUCGUCCGAGGCCGAGGCCGAUCUUGACCAGCUGCAGGUGCUGAUGGCCAUGACCAACAACUCGGCGGCGUAUCGGAGCGAGCUUGCCGCCGCUGCACGCCGGCCGGACGAGCCAGUCGUCCCGUUUAUCGGCCUUGUCCUCUCGGACCUGACCAUGGUCUCAGCCAACGCCAAGUCCGCCGAGCGCGCCGUCCGCGAGGCCCGCAUCGUCGUGUCGGCGCUCCGGUGGCAAGACGCAAGCUACGCCUUUAUCGAAGUCCCGCGCGUCCAGGAGCUCUUUGCUCAGGUUCUGGACGGCGCUGGAGAGGUCAACGACGACACACUGUGGGAGCGGUCGAUCGCUCUGGAGCCUCAGGGUGGCAAGUCGCGAUCGUGACGGCAAGCCACGUUGCCGGGCAGAUCUGCAGCUGCGAGGUGAAGCAAAAAAACAAACUUCACAAUAACC
Molecule: messenger RNA, 2883 nt
Organism: Thecamonas trahens ATCC 50062
Lineage: Eukaryota; Apusomonadida; Apusomonadidae
Exons: 2
Coding region: 1-2814 (937 amino acids)
Biological process (GO): positive regulation of GTPase activity; Ras protein signal transduction
Cellular component (GO): plasma membrane
Molecular function (GO): guanyl-nucleotide exchange factor activity
Source: RefSeq, a predicted model, not a curated record